Molecule: messenger RNA, 1986 nt
Organism: Saccostrea echinata
Lineage: Eukaryota; Metazoa; Mollusca; Bivalvia; Ostreida; Ostreidae
Product: phytanoyl-CoA dioxygenase, peroxisomal-like
Exons: 8
Coding region: 36-1040 (334 amino acids)
Biological process (GO): fatty acid alpha-oxidation
Molecular function (GO): phytanoyl-CoA dioxygenase activity
Source: RefSeq, a predicted model, not a curated record
UUGUGAUUGAGCAGUGUCUAAAUGCACGUAGAAUAAUGGCAGAGAGACUGAAAACAGUUUUUGGACACUUGGAUCCCACUGGCUCGAUAUCUUGUGUACCAACACUGUCAACUGGUGGGGUUGUGUCUGAUGUUAGUGGAAAAUUUCGCUACACUUUAGACAAUUCAAUUUUGUCAUAUGAGCAAAGGAAGUUCUAUGAAGACAAUGGAUAUCUAGUUAUCAGGAAUUUAGUCCCAAAAGAAGAACUUGAUAAAUACAGGGACCGAUUUGAAAAGAUAUGCAAAAAAGAGGUUGAAGUGCCUGCGCUAAUCAUUAUGAGAGAUGUGGCCAUAGCCCGGUCAGAGUUUGUUCCUGGACAACAGGCUAUUACCAAAAUCCAGAGCUUUGAAAAUGAUGAUGUUUUAUUUAGCUAUUGUGCUCUACCAGAGGUGAUCAAAUAUGUCCAGGCAUUUACAGGAAGGACUGUCAAGGCCAUGCACACCAUGUUGAUCAACAAACCACCAGAUCCAGGCAAGAAGAGUUCAAGACACCCUCUGCACCAAGACCUUCAUUACUUUCCCUUUCGGCCUGCUGACAGGGUUGUCUGCUCUUGGACAGCCAUGGAGAAAGUGAACCGGGAAAAUGGAUGUCUGGUUGUGUUACCUGGUACACACAAAGGGGAGCUACUCCAGCAUGACUACCCUGAAUGGGAGGGAGGUGUGAACAGGAUGUACCAUGGAGUUCGAGAUUUUGAUCCCAAUGCUCCAAGAGUCCAUCUUCCAAUGGAGGCAGGGGACACUGUCUUCUUCCACCCUCUGUUGAUCCAUGGAUCAGGGAUGAACAAGACAAAAGGUUUUAGGAAGUCCAUUUCAUGCCAUUAUGCCUCUGGAGAAAUUGAGUUCAUUGAUGUCAAAGGCUCCAUUCAAGGCGAUUUGGAGAAAGAAGUCAUUGAAACUUAUUCCAAAAAAUUGAUUGCACGUGGUAUUGACCCUAGUCAAGUGAGCAUGAAGGACCUAUGGAUGUACAAGGCCAGAGAUGUGUCUUUACCAGAGGACAAUUAAUUCUGGAGGAUUUAUUUGAUAAUUCAUUGAAUAUAAAGAAGAUUUAAAGACAUCCUCAUCAUGCAGGUAGUGCUCUCAUUAAAGUAAGCACUAAACAGAAAAGAAAUCAAAAGUAAAAUAUAAAAUAAGUUAAUCUGGAAAAUGAUAGUGAUUCAAUUCAUAUUUUUGUUAUUCAUCAACUAAUAUGUGCAUGUCUCUGAUGUAAUUGCCUUGAUGAUAAUCAGAACGUUUUGUGAUAAUUCACAGUUGUUGUUGACUUUAAUGUUUUCUUACUUUAUCAAUUUAAACUUUAACAAAUGUAGGUCAAGGAUAAUUUGCCAUAAUGAAUUUUAACAUCAGUGCACAUAUAUGUAAUUGUCCCUAUCACAGUUUUAUUGAUCAUAGAUAAGCUAGGCAUGAUGAUUUAACUCUGUGCCAAAAUAAGUAUUUCACAUAUGAUAAUAUGAAAGUCAAUUUUACCACUUAACAGCAUUGAUUUGAAAUAUAUAUUUUUGUGAUUAUGAACUUCAUUUUAUUUUUUUUAUUUUUAAAUGGGUUAAAUUUUACAAUUUCGGUAAUAUUAUUUAUGUCAUCAAACAUUUUAUGUGAAUAUGGAGAAAUUGAAUACUGUGUAUAUUUUAUAUGUGAUUCUUAUGUUUACAGAUGUAUUCUACUAUUUAAUAAACCUUUCUGGUAUACAUGUAGUAGAACACAUUGAUGAGAUGUAAAUUUUGUUUUUAUGAUAGUCGAUCAUCAAAAUAAUUCAAUGUAAAUUAAUCAAUAUAUGAAUUGAUUAUUGAUUUAUGAUGUCAGUAUUGAUUUGGAUAGUAUUAACUCAGGUAAAAAUAUACAUGUAAGGUGUAACUGAGCUGGUCAUUUAUCAUGUUUAUUGGUUUAAUUUUUUCACAUUGUACCGUUGUUGAUUUUCUAUGGCUGAUAUUGUUAAUAAAAGUUGUUUCCAUUUUAA